AUGACACCGCCAGCUAAGAGCUUGACGCCCGAGCAAUUCCGCUUGCGUUGCCGCGAUGGCAGCUUUCAGUCCAAUUCGGCGGGGUAUUGUCCGGGAUUUGCUCAGGCCAAUUUAGUCAUCUUACCGAAAGAGCACGCGUUCGACUUCUUGUUGUUCUGUCAGCGCAAUCCGAAACCUUGCCCCCUCUUGGAGGUGUCGGAUCCUGGUUGCGUGGACAUGCGGCGAUUCGCCCCCAAUUCAGACAUUCGCACGGAUCUGCCUAAGUACCGCGUGUACAAGCACGGCGUACUCACAGAAGAAGUGAUCGACAUCAAGCCGUACUGGCGUGACGACUUGGUGACGUUCUUACUAGGCUGCUCGUUCAGCUUUGAGGAUGCGCUUCAAAAUGCGGGGCUGAGCAUCCGCCAUCAAGACGAAGGCAAGAACGUGCCCAUGUACCAAACCAACCUUCCGUGCGAUCCCGCGGGGGUGUUUUCAGGCAACUUGGUCGUCAGCAUGCGACCUUUCUCCCCCAAGGACGCGAUUUUAGCCAGCGUCAUCACGGCGCGGUACCCCAAUGUCCAUGGAAGUCCUGUGCACGUGGGGGAUCCUCAAGCUAUUGGGAUUGCCGACAUUUCCCAACCUUCAUAUGGAGACGCGGUGACCAUCCAACCAGGCGAAAUUCCCGUAUUUUGGGCGUGCGGAGUCACUCCUCAGAACGUGCUCCUUGCCAGCAAACCGGCGUUCGCCAUCACCCACGCCCCAGGCCACAUGUUGAUCACUGACCGACGCAACGACACGUUAUAA
Molecule: messenger RNA, 786 nt
Organism: Aphanomyces astaci
Lineage: Eukaryota; Oomycota; Saprolegniomycetes; Saprolegniales; Verrucalvaceae
Exons: 9
Coding region: 1-786 (261 amino acids)
Source: RefSeq, a predicted model, not a curated record